AGUGGCGGGCACUGCAGUGACAACAAUCAUCUCAUAGACAUCAGUGUAAGUAUACGUGAAAGCGGCUAAAGUUAAUUGUGUUAGCCGCAACAAGUUGCGUUUUAUUUAUAGCGUCCAGUAUCGCAGCUCGCUGUCAUCAACCAUACCCGCCGAAUGCUUCUUGAGUGAUAUUUAAACGCUGGCACGGGAGGGAACGUGACAAGGUAUAGGAGUGUUGCACCAUGGCGAAUGAGGAUGCAAAGGUGAUCCCAGUGCGGGUUGCCUUGCGAUGUCGGCCGUUGGUGCCUAAAGAAAUCAAUGAGGGAUGUCAGUGCUGUCUCACUUUUGUGCCUGGGGAGCCACAGGUGAUCGUUGGCACAGAGAAAGCGUUCACCUAUGAUUAUGUAUUCGAUCCCACUGCUGAACAAGAGGAAGUCUUCCAUACAGCCGUGUCCUCCUUACUGAAUGGUCUUUUCAAAGGCUACCAUGCCACAGUUCUUGCAUACGGACAGACGGGAUCAGGGAAGACCUUCUCCAUGGGAGGAACGUACACAGCAGCACAAGAAAACGAUUCUUCAGUCGGAGUUAUUCCACGAGUUAUAAGAAGGAUCUUUGAGGAAAAGGAGAAGAAGGCAGACGCUGAAUUCCUGCUGGCAGUAUCCUAUCUGGAGAUCUAUAAUGAAGAUAUAUUGGACUUGCUGUGUGCGUCUAAAGAUAAACCUGCUCUCAGCAUCCGGGAAGAUCCUAAAGAGGGGAUUAAGAUUGUGGGUUUAACUGAGAAGCGGGUGUUCUCAGCCCAGGAGAUGGUUGGAUGUCUGGAGCUCGGAAAUUCUGCUCGCACUGUGGGUUCCACAGCGAUGAACGCCGCUUCUUCACGUUCCCACGCCAUCUUUACCAUCACUCUGGAGCAGCGCAGAGGGAACGACAAAGCUGAUUCAGUUGUUUCCAAAUUGCACCUUGUGGAUCUGGCUGGUUCAGAAAGGCAAAAGAAAACCAAAGCAGAGGGAGAUCGUUUAAAAGAAGGCAUCAGCAUCAAUCGCGGCCUUUUGUCUUUGGGUAAUGUGAUCAGUGCCUUGGGGGAUGAAAGCAAGAAAAAUACCUUUGUUCCCUACAGAGACUCCAAGCUCACCCGCCUGCUUCAAGAUUCUUUAGGAGGCAACAGCCAUACGUUGAUGAUUGCCUGCGUCAGUCCUGCAGACUCGAACAUGGAGGAGACCAUCAACACACUGCGAUAUGCUGACAGAGCUCGCAAGAUUAAAAACAAACCUAUCGUCAAUCUCGACCCCAGAGCUGCAGAAAUGAACCGCUUGAAACAACAGGUUCAGGAGCUGCAGGUGAUGCUGCUUCAUGCCCGUGGAGGAGUUGUCCCAAUGCUCUCUGGGCCCGAGCCAGCAGAAAAUGUGUCUAAGCUGCUGGAAAGGAACCGCGCUCUGCAGGACGAGAACAAUAAGCUGAGCAGGGAGCUGAGUGAGGCGGCCGGACAGACUGCCUUCAUGUUUGAGAAGAUCAUUACGACGGAACAAACAAAUGAGAAACUACAGAGCAAACUGGAACAACUGCGGCACCACGCAGCAUGCACAGUGGAUCUGGAGAAGCUGCUGGAGACACUGGAGGACCAGGAGUUGAAGGAGAACGUAGAGGUGAUGAGGAACCUGCAAGACAUCAUCUUGGAGCUCAAGAAUGAGAGCUCAGGCAUCGCCGCCUCCAUCGAUGCGAUGGCUGCAGGCGAGGAUGAAGCUGAAUUGUCUCGGAGUGGCAGUAAAAAUGAGGCAGAUGAGUCGCCAUCAGAUGUUACUGCCAUGGGCGGUAAGGAGUCCCCAGAGGCCUUCACAACCCAUCAUGCACUGCGGCAGGCCCAGCUCUCCAAGGAACUGAUCGAGCUGAACAAAGUGUUGUGCUUGAAGGAAGCUUUUGUGAGGAAAAUGUGCCAGAAUGACACGCAGCUGGAGCCGAUGACGUCAGAGCACCAGAAAAAUGUCCACGCUCUACAGUCAGCAGUGGAUUCACUGCAGAAGGAGAAAGAGGAACUUGUCUUGGCUCUUCAGUCUGUAAAGAAAGAUACCAACCAGGCAAAGCUUAGCGAGCAGCGCAGGAAGAGACUUCAGGAGCUGGAGGGCCAGCUCACCGACAUGAAGAAGAAACUUCUCGAGCAGUCAAAGAUGCUAAAAGUCAAAGAGUCCUCGGUUCAGAAAGUUAGCAAGCUCAUGCAGGAAAUACAGGCCAUGAAGUCUCAGCGGAUACAGCUGAUGAAGCAGAUGAGGGAUGAUUCUGACAAGUUCAGACAGUGGAAGAGCCAGAAGGACCGAGAGGUGCUGCAGCUGAAGGAAAAGGAUCGUAAACGACAGUACGAGUUGCUUAAACUUGAGCGGGAUUUCGAGAAACAGGCCAAUGUUCUGCGUCGUAAAACUGAGGAGGCUGCAGCUGCAAACAAACGAUUGAAAGAUGCCCUUCACAAGAGAAGUGAGGUGGCAGAGAAACGCAAAGACUUCCACAGCAGAGGAAUGGAGGGAGCCGCUGCACGAGUUAAGACAUGGUUUCUCAAUGAAGUGGAGGUGAUGGUCAGCACAGACGAGGCACGGCGCCACCUCAACGACCUGCUGGAGGACAGAAAGGUCUUGGCCCAAGAGAUCAGCCACCUCAAGCAGCAGAUGGAUGCAGGGGAGCGACCCGCUGCAAAAAUCAGGCGUCGCACUCUGAUCAUCUCUGAGCUGGAGAGCCAGGGGGCGCUGGAGGCGCCUCUGGCCAAACAGGUGGAGAACCUGGAGACAGAGAUGGGCCUCAGGAAUGCCCAGAUCGCUGACCUUCAGCAGAAAGUUCUUGCUGCCGAUGGCGAGGGGCGUUUGAAACAGCGCAUAGACGGCAUUACGAGCAUAGUCGAUGCCAAGUAUGCCCUCAAGGUCCUGAUGUCUGAGCUGGUGUCUGCUAAAACGGCCGUUGCCAAGUUGGAGAGUGAAGUCAAACAGGAAAAGGGAAACGCACAAGAUCUGAGGAAGAUGUUGGCGGAUGAGAGGAAUGUCAUGUCAACUAUGGACGUGGAGCAUCAGCAGCAGCUGGUGGAACUGGAGCAGAGGCAUCAAGAGAAGGUCUUUUACCUCCUUAACCAGCUUCAGAGCAAAGCCAUCAGUGAAGAGUCGGACGAAAGGAAGCAGACCGAUGAGGAGAGUUCGAAGGAGAAUGAACUUCUUCUCGAACGCCUUAAAGUCAAGGAAGAAGAACUGCGAGAACUGAGUGAACAGAACCAGAAACUUGUGGAGGAGAAUGAGCAAUACAGACAGAAAUUCUCGUUGCUCCACCUGGCGAGCUCAAAGAAAAUCCUUGCACCUGCAGCCAACAAUGAAAACAGCCCAGAUGACUCGUUUGAGUACGUUCCUCCAAAGCCUAAAGCGAAGCGCUUCACCACAGCCAAAGCCGCGCUGAGUGCAACCAUCAACAUUGAAGAACUGAUGUCUCCCAGUGAGGACGAGCGCGACCAGGAGGAGGACGAGUGGCGUCCAGAGAAACCUGAGAAGUGCCGCAGAGCCUCAAAGAAAACAAAAGCAUUUGGGUGUGCGUGUAAAGGUCGCUGCGUCAACAAGCAGUGCAAGUGCCGCAAAGGAAAGCUGGCGUGUGGUGAGAACUGUCAGUGUGAUCAUGAGAAGUGUCGAAACAUGGACGUCCAGGUGCCUGCAGAGGAUGUAAGUCAGACUGAAAGUGUUUCCAGAGACUCCGUGUCUCUUCAAGAUCCCACAUCCGUCAGCCCCGACAACACCACAUUCUUCAAGCCGCCGUCCUGUACGCCUUCGAAGAGGGUGCUGCAGGAGAUCGGAGACAUGGGACACGCCACUGCAGACCUGAAGCUGGUCAGGAAGCCCGUCUUGCCAGAGGAGGACGACAACGACGAUAACGACGAGGAGGAGGAGGAGAGAACGACGGCGAGCUUCCUCAAGAAGAAGAAAAGAAUCCUGACGAGCUUUCAGAACAGCUUUUUCUCUGGCUGCACUCCCAUCAGAGAGGACUUUUGAGCAGGGUAGGGAGUUUUACGUCAGGUUGUCCACGUCGUGUCUUUUUUUUAUUUUCUAUGUGACCUAAGUGUUGUGUACUGUAACUGGAGAGUAGCUGCUGAUUCUUUGUUUUCUGUAGAGGGUAACAGAAGGACUGUGAAUAGUUACGAACUUUUGAUUGAUUCCCUGAAGCCAAGACGUAAUUAUUUUAGUAUUUCAAAUCAGUUGUCCGGACAUCGAUAGUCAAGUGAUUUUCCCAUGAGAACUAUUUCACCACAUCGUUUUAACACAGCGUCAGGAUUUGGUUUCAUCCUGCUUUUACUAUCAGAGCUGAAUAAAGUCUGACAGUCAAAUCUUGCUUUUAAAAGGAGAACUAACUGGGUUUUGUUUUGUUUUUUUGGGGGGGGUCUGAAUGUGUUUAAUGUCUCCACAUCAUGAGCUGAUGUAAGAUAAUUUAUUUCAUUCAUUAGUCUGUUGAACACGAUUAAUGUUUUAACUUUUGUCUCACUUUCAUUGCUGAUUCUUAGCGGCACUUAAUCUCCAGUGGAAAGAGCUUUCUGACAUUGAAUUAAACGAGUAAAUCUUAAAAGCAGAGCUGCAGUGAAUUUCUUUGUUAAACAAAAGAAAAUUAGUUGCCGGUUAUUAAUUGUUUCAGUCACUUUUCAAACACAAACUGGUUCCAUGCUUCUUAAAUGAGUCGUGUGUGGUGGUGACGGAGGAGCUUUUGACUUCUAGUUGAACAAAAAAUGUCAACAAAACCUGUUAAAAAAACAAAAAAAACGUGUAAAUUAUGAGUCCAGUUUCACUGCACGUGGUCUUGUUGUUAUGAGGUUUUUCUGCCUCAUCUGUUACGAACUCUGAAUAAAAUUUCAUCAAAAGACACAAAUGUCAACACGAGCAUCUCGACACAUCAUCAUCAUCAUCAUCAUCAUCAGUAAUCAUCACAUUUUGCCACGCAGCCUUUUUAUAUGUUUCACGUUGUUGUGUUUUGUAUAGUAUCAGAUGAAUAAAAUAGUGCAAUUUAAAUAAAA
This is a messenger RNA of Acanthopagrus latus (yellowfin seabream), 4990 nucleotides long. It is a transcript of the gene kif4, whose product is annotated as kinesin family member 4. NCBI's taxonomy places the organism in Eukaryota, Metazoa, Chordata, Actinopteri, Spariformes, Sparidae. Gene Ontology annotation, biological process: mitotic spindle organization; microtubule-based movement. The coding region runs from base 222 to 3980 and encodes 1252 amino acids. Gene Ontology annotation, molecular function: ATP binding; microtubule motor activity; microtubule binding. The transcript has 31 exons. The record is from RefSeq and is a predicted model, not a curated record.